AUGGUGGACGUAGAGCCACAGCAGGAAGAAGCAAGGCCACGACCGGAAGACCAUCUUGUGCUGAGUGACAAUCAAGACGAUAUGGAGGAGAGUGAAAACCGGGUGGCUGCAGAUUUUGUGCCAUCUACGUGGAACAAAUUUUGCCAAAGAUUCCGGAGGAUCAUCUCGCAAAAAAGACAUCGUUUUCAAUUCCAAGGACUCGAUUUGGAUCUUGCCUACAUCACUGAUCGCAUAAUCGCUGUUGGAUAUCCAUCCAGUGGAUGGGAAAAGUGCAUCCGUAAUACCAUGGGACAUACCGUCGAGUUCUUGAAACGGCGCCAUGGAUCAGGAAAAGUGAAGGUGUUCAAUCUGCGUGGAGGCUUCUUAUAUGAUCCGAAGAAGUUUGACGAUAAUGUCAUCUACUUUGACAUGAAGGACCACCACCCUCCAAGUCUUGAGUUGAUGGCUCCAUUCUGUAGAGAAGCUUACGAAUGGCUCGAAGCUGACAAGGAGAACGUGAUAGCUGUCCACUGCAAAGCUGGUAAAGGCCGAACCGGUGUGAUGAUAUGCGCAUUCCUUAUAUACAUCCAGUUCUACAAGAACCCUCGUCAAAUUCUCGACUACUACUCUAUUGUCAGAACCAGCAAUAACAAAGGUGUCACGAUUCCAUCACAACGGCGUUAUAUCUACUACUAUGACUUCAUGCGCAGAAAGCAGUUGAACUAUUUCCCACUGCGUCAGGAGCUCGUUGGAGUGUAUCUUGAGCGUCCGCCAAAAACUCGACCCAGUCAAUCGAAGGUGAAAGUCAAGGUGUCGAAUGGAGCAACAGUUGUGUUCACUUCGAAACCUCUUUUCAUCAAUAAACGAAACUACCGCAAGGAAUUGGCAUCAUGGCGAGACUCUACUGAAUGCAACACUUUCUACGCUGGAGGUCCUCCAUACGUUUCCAAACGUGCUUACACAUUCAUGGUACCGGAGAGUAAUAGAGUGUUCGUCGAAGGAGAUGUGCGUGUGGAUCUUCUCGAUGAUGACAUCCACUUGCCAAUGGCGGACAGAAAGAUCGGCCAUGUCUGGUUCAAUACAAUGUUCGUCUGCAAAGGAAUGUGUGAAGGUGACUUUGUCUAUGGAGACAAAGUCUGGCCAUACGAAAAUGAGGAUACAUCUAUUGGACGGUACAAGAAAAACUUGCCGGAAAGGGACAUAUUAGAAAACAAAACGUACAAAGGGAAUUGGCAGAUUCUGAAGCCUGACAAGUGGGACGAACACUGUCCUGCAGAGUCGGUGGAAAAGAUGUACACGAGCAAGCAGAUGGAGAUACCACGCGACAUGAUCAUCCAGCAUUUGUACAAUGCACAUGAGAAAAAAAUCGUCACUGAUGACCACAACGACCGUACUCUUCCAGCUGGCGGUGACGCCUACUACCCAUUGGGUGUUUUUGAUCCACCUGCUGAAGUCGGAGGUCCAUUCCAGAUCCCUCAUCAACGGAACCAACACGUUCUCACGUUCCCAGUUUACGAAAUGGAUCGAGCACUAAAGAACAAGAAACUGAACAACGGUAUGAAGUUGCACGUAGUUCUACGGUGCAUCGAUUCAAAGGACGAAGCUCAACGCGAACUGGCUAAAGCUUUCUGUGACAAGACUCAUGCUAAUACAGAGCGUCUCGGUGCAAGUGUAGCCAACCAGUUGCACGAACAAUACCGCCCAGUCGCUCGUAGUGCAGAUGCACUUGGAGCAGAGAAGAAAAUGCCUCCAGCUGUUCGGUACUCCAAAGAUGGUGGUUACGAGGGAACACCUUCUGAGAAGCUAACGGAUGAAUAUUACAAGAAUAAGAAAUUCGCUAGUGAUCCAAGAUGGUGUCGCUUCUACUACAGACAACGAAAGGAGUCGCCGAGCAGAUGGCCAAAGCUCAAGCCAAUCUGUCCACUUACUAACAAGAUGUUCAACUUCGAUACAGAUGGAGAAGAAGAUCAAGAUGAUGGUUCAAUCCCACCAAGCCCAGCAAAUGACAAACCUACAUCUUCUACUGGUGAAACUACUUCGUCAGGCGAGGGUGCUCAACGGUCGGAACGUGAUGAGACGACUCCAAAGAAAUCACCUGAGGCGAAACAUGAAGAAAAGCCAGAAGAAAAAGAGAAACCGGAAGGAAAAGCUGAGGGAACUCCAGAAGAAGAUCUGAAAUGGUACCCGGCUCAACAGAUCAUCAUGGACGACUUGAAAUCCUACAAGACAGGAAAGGACGAUGCUCUCGUUAAAAGUCUUAAAGAGAGUAUUGCUGUAUCUGAAGAAGCUCACCGCAAAUUCUACGAUGUGUACCGCAAGCAUGGUGUCAAGGAUGAAGAACUCGAGGGUGUCGCAGUUCCAGACUACUCUGAAUUCGUCGAAUCGAUGGAAGACUCUGAAUUCAUGCACCGUGGAGUAAGAUGUGAAGGCGGUGGGUACACGUUUGCUGAUGCCAAUUCGUCAUCGGCGUUCAACGAUCUGCUGGAUCAUCUUGCCGCUCUCUUCAGUGCCUCAUACGACAUCGAUCGUAAUGAGUUCCAGAGAUUCGACAAGGAACGAAUCUUCAAAAUGAAGGCGAGACGCUUCGAGCUCGAGUACGCAUCGGCUGAUAGAUGUCAACGAGGAUACGAAGAAUGUGUCCAAUUGGACAACGCUAUCAUCGCGUAUCACGAGAGAGAAGAACAGCGUCUGAGAGAAAUUCACAUGCACGAGGGAAGCAAGAUGCUGUGGCUGGCCGCUUGGUUUAAAACAAACCGGCAGCAACACGGUGAGCAUGCAAAAUUCGAUAUGUCUAAAAUGAUUGCUGAACGGUACGAACCAUUAACCUCCCUGACGAUUGGCAAAUGGUACAGACUCUCCGAUGAAAUGGAUGUCGCGAUUAUUUUGUAUAUUACAUAUUUGCUCACCCCAACACCAGGAAACACUCAAACCGGUCCCCCCUAUUUUCAAUCAUUAAAACGAAACAAUACGAGUGCUCAAUAUCGGUUUCAACAAGAAUAA
Caenorhabditis briggsae is the source of this 2979-nucleotide messenger RNA. RefSeq names its product Protein CBR-DAF-18 (gene Cbr-daf-18). The transcript has 7 exons. NCBI's taxonomy places the organism in Eukaryota, Metazoa, Nematoda, Chromadorea, Rhabditida, Rhabditidae. The coding region runs from base 1 to 2979 and encodes 992 amino acids. Gene Ontology annotation, cellular component: cytosol. Gene Ontology annotation, molecular function: protein tyrosine phosphatase activity; phosphatidylinositol-3,4,5-trisphosphate 3-phosphatase activity. Gene Ontology annotation, biological process: protein dephosphorylation. The record is from RefSeq and is a predicted model, not a curated record.